Aspergillus nomiae NRRL 13137 is the source of this 1227-nucleotide messenger RNA. RefSeq names its product alpha/beta fold hydrolase. The transcript has 2 exons. Lineage: Eukaryota; Fungi; Ascomycota; Eurotiomycetes; Eurotiales; Aspergillaceae. Bases 1 to 1227 code for a protein of 408 amino acids. The record is from RefSeq and is a predicted model, not a curated record.
AUGUCCGCCGACUCUAAUUCCCCGCGCGCCAUUGCUCUUGGCUACAUCUCCAACUCUCAUUUCCACCGCCGCUACACACUCCCCGCCACUGGGGAGCAUGACAGCCUCACCUUCACUUAUGCGGACGUCGGAGCCACUCCCAGUUCAACGAAUCUGAAUCCUCGAACCAUCCUCUUUAUGCCGGGCAUGUUCGCCUCCCGAUAUCUCGGCGUAUUUAUACAUGCAAUUGCAGAGAAACAUGGCGUGCGUGUCUUGAUAGUCGAUCGGUUGUUCCACUCAUCCCAAAACCCAUGGUCCUUCUCAAUGCUAACCAUCCAACACAGCCCCGGAAUGGGCAACUCCACCGACGUCCCGCUAGAUCAACGACUCUCCAUCUGGAUCGAACUAGUGCCCCGUCUCCUAGCGCAUCUAGAAGUCGAACAUGUAGCGCUGGUCUCACAUUGUGCCGGGACCAUUUAUUUAUUGAAUACCCUGUUCCAUUGUCGUGACCUUCUCCAUCCAGAGAGGCCAUUCGUCGCUUUUUUGGCACCCUGGGUACAUCCUUCUCAUUCCCACGUCACGUCCAUGCAAAUGGCCCAAUAUGUACCGGUCAAAGCAUUCAGCAUCUGGAAUCUGAUUCCAAAGUUUCUUCUUUUGAAAGCGGGUCCAGCUUUUACCUCAAGCGGGGUUGCUAUCACGAAGACCUCAGAUGUUAUCUCCUCCGGCUCUGGUUUCAGUAGCGGUGAAGACAACACGACGGAGUUAGAGAGGAACCGACGACAGAUUGAGAAUGAGUACGGACUCUCUCGAGAUGUGCAGGCUGAGCUCGAUAGUUUGAUGUUCCAGUUCAUGUUCGAGGAAAGCACUGUCGGUGCAAACAGUGAGGCUUUACAGUGCUUGCGGAAGGGGUCUGAUAGUGGAAAGACAUGGGGAAAGUGUGAUGACUACGGGACUUACGUGAAGGAGUUAGCAACUCUUGAGGGAAGGAGACAUAGACGAGCAGGAGAGGAAAAGCUGAAGGUAAGGGCGUAUUUCGCGGGCAAUGACUCCAUGAUUGGGAAAGCUGGCCAAGAGUAUGUAGAGGAGUGUUGGGCAUGUAAUACGAGGGAAUUCAAGGAGACCAUUGAUUUCGAAUCAAGGACCUUUCCGGAGUUGGAUCACGACAGUUUAGUUCAGUCUGCUGAGGUUUUGAAGAGCAUUUUCCUCCAUGCUGGAGGCACCACACCCGAUGGAUUCGAAUCAAAUUGA